AUGGGCCCAUUAAUCUUGGAUACUAUCAGUAACUAUACAGGGGUGAAUUAUUCUCUGCCGAAAAUUGACGCCGUGGCACUACCUGACUUCAUUGCUAAAGCGAUGCAGAACUGGGGACUUCCUACAUUCAGGGAGAUGUAUAUCCUGUAUAAUCCCUCCAAGAACAGCUUGAGAGACAAAUUCGCUGUGUUGUCAGAAAUUGUACACGAGCUGAGUCAUCAAUGGUUCGGAGACUUGGUGACUGCUGAGUGGUGGAGUUAUGCUUGGCUCAAUGAAGCGUUCGCCACUUACUUUCAGUACACAAUUCCAAAUCAGUUGGAGCCAAGCUGGGAGUUAGGGAGCACAAUGUUUGUGGUAGAGGCAGUACAGUACGCUCUGGACUUGGACGUAGGAAGUCCUAGGCCGAUGACAUCAGAUGUGUGGACACCAUCACAAAUUGGAAACAUCUACGACUAUGUUACAUAUGAGAAAGGUGCUUCUGUACUUCGAAUGGUAGAAACUUUUUUGACCACUAAAGUUUGGAAACAAAGUUUGAAUAACUACCUUUAUACCAACGAGAAUGGAGUUGGCACACCAGAGAAUCUGUUUGCGGCUCUGAUAAAGGGAUCACAAGACCCAACUACUGAUAAUAACACCCUGAAGGACUGGACGGUCCAGCCUGGCUACCCGGUUAUCACGGCCAUCACAAGUCAGGUGGACAACAGGAACAUCACCUACCUACUUUCUCAGAUGCCAUAUGCUCAAUCCAAUGGGUCAAAUUACACUUGGAAUGUGCCUGUAGUCUACACUAGCGAAUCUCAAUGCCAAUUUGACCCAGUGUUGGCUCCCAAGCACUGGCUUUACCCCUCUGACCCUUCUAGCAGCAUACUGACCGUUGAUGACAAUGGUUGGCUCCUUCUUAACGUCGAUCAGAUUGGGUACUACAGAGUGAACUAUGAUGCCGCCAACUGGGCCAAGCUCAAGUCACAACUGGACUCCAACUUCACAAGGAUCAGCGACAUCAACAGGGCUCAGAUAAUUGAUGAUGCAUUCCACUUGGCCCAGACCGGUCACCUGGACUACGUCACAACCUUUGGCCUAACCAACUAUCUUCCAGAGGAGAGAGCUUUUGCUCCAUGGAACGCUUUCUUUGUCAAUAUGAGGUUCUUGAUCAAUAUCUAUUACAACACACCCACCGGAGAUGGUCUUCAGGAGUACGCCCGCAGGACUAUGCUACCGACGGCAUUCAAUUUCUUUUUGGGAAACCUUGGACCAAACAAAGACAAUUUCUUGUUUACAACGACAGUGGCGGCGGCAGGACUCUUUUCUUGUGAAGUCGGUCUCCCUGAGUGUAGAAUAUUAACUAAGAACACAUUUGACGUCUGGCGCAAGAAUUCCUCAUACGAGAUCCCACCUUUUGUAAAGCAGACCGUUCUGUGCACCGGCCUCGAAAUGGAACCUACAGUUGAAACUUUUCUGGAAGUUUGGACAUUCUAUCUCUCCUCUGAUAAUGAUGCAGAAAAGAGAACAAUCAUGUAUGCAAUGGGUUGUAUUACCAACACUACUGCCAUUAAUAUGUAUCUGGACACUGUGACCGAUACAUACUCCAACAAUGUUCGCUUGGAGGAUCGCGGGAUCGCAUUCCAAUCACUUGCUGCUCAUCAGGCCGGUGUAAUACCAGUAUUACAAUAUCUUACCACUAAUUACGUCAGAUGCAGCAAUGCCUUAGGCACCAGGAUCUCUGCCGUCAUUGCUACCAUAUCUGAAAUGAUUACGCAAGAAUCACAAAUAUCAUAUGUGACGUCUAUACUGAACAAUUCCACUGUAGACCAGAGGUUGAAAGAACAGUUGAUCUCUGUUGUCAUCCCAGCCAUUGCCCAGAAGCAAAUGUGGACUUCUACCCCUCAGGCAUCGGCUCUCUCUCAGUGGGUUGAUAAUUAUAUCAAUUCUUCUGCAUCAAAUUUUGUCAUUAACAUCACGCUUGUGUUUGUAUGUGCUUUAAUUAUAUUACUCAAGUAAUGUUUUAUGGCCAUGUCAAAUUAUUUUUUUUACAGUAUAAACUUGGUUGAAGUUUGCAGUUUA
Homalodisca vitripennis (glassy-winged sharpshooter) is the source of this 2061-nucleotide messenger RNA. RefSeq names its product aminopeptidase Ey-like. Gene Ontology annotation, molecular function: zinc ion binding; metalloaminopeptidase activity; peptide binding. NCBI's taxonomy places the organism in Eukaryota, Metazoa, Arthropoda, Insecta, Hemiptera, Cicadellidae. The record is from RefSeq and is a predicted model, not a curated record. The transcript is spliced from 12 exons. Bases 1 to 1998 code for a protein of 665 amino acids. Gene Ontology annotation, cellular component: cytoplasm. Gene Ontology annotation, biological process: proteolysis; peptide catabolic process.